Molecule: messenger RNA, 2083 nt
Organism: Hipposideros armiger (great roundleaf bat)
Lineage: Eukaryota; Metazoa; Chordata; Mammalia; Chiroptera; Hipposideridae
Product: transcription factor GATA-6
Exons: 6
Coding region: 3-881 (292 amino acids)
Biological process (GO): cell fate commitment; positive regulation of transcription by RNA polymerase II; negative regulation of transcription by RNA polymerase II
Cellular component (GO): nucleus
Molecular function (GO): DNA-binding transcription factor activity, RNA polymerase II-specific; zinc ion binding; RNA polymerase II cis-regulatory region sequence-specific DNA binding
Source: RefSeq, a predicted model, not a curated record
UCAUGGGCGGCCGCGAGCACCAGUACAGCUCGCUGUCGGCCGCGCGGCCCCUGAACGGAACAUACCACCACCAUCACCACCACCACCCGAGCCCCUACGCUCCCUACGUGGGCGCGCCGUUGACGCCCGCCUGGCCCGCGGGACCCUUCGAGACGCCGGUGCUGCACAGCCUGCAGAGUCGCGCCGGAGGCCCGCUCCCAAUGCCGCGGGGCCCCAGCGCAGACCUGCUGGAGGACCUGCCCCCAGAGAGUCGCGAGUGCGUGAACUGCGGCUCCAUCCAGACGCCGCUCUGGCGGCGGGACGGCACCGGCCAUUACUUGUGCAACGCCUGCGGCCUCUACAGCAAGAUGAACGGCCUCAGCCGGCCCCUCAUCAAGCCGCAGAAGCGCGUGCCUUCCUCCCGGCGGCUUGGAUUGUCCUGUGCCAACUGCCACACCACAACCACCACUUUGUGGCGCAGAAACGCUGAGGGCGAGCCUGUGUGCAAUGCGUGUGGACUCUACAUGAAACUCCAUGGGGUGCCUCGACCGCUUGCUAUGAAAAAAGAGGGAAUUCAAACCAGGAAACGAAAACCUAAGAAUAUAAAUAAGUCAAAGGCUUGCUCUGGUAAUAGCAAUAAUUCUGUUCCUAUGACUCCAACUUCCACUUCUUCUAACUCAGAUGAUUGCAGCAAAAAUACUUCCCCUACAACACAACCGACAGCCUCAGGGGCUGGUGCCCCAGUGAUGUCUGGCGCGGGAGAAAGCACUAACCCCGAGAACAGUGAGCUCAAGUACUCAGGUCAAGAUGGGCUGUACAUAGGUGUCAGCCUGGCCUCGCCGGCCGAAGUCACAUCCUCCUCGGUGAGACAGGAUUCGUGGUGCGCGCUAGCCCUGGCCUGAGCCUGCUACCAGCAGCGGGAGGGCCCUCGGGACCUGCGGUGAUUCCGUCCAAACCCGGGCGAGUAUGCUGACGGAACAUUCCUCUGACGGGUGAUUUCCGUGCCUUUAUUAUGAAAGAGAUGCAUUUCCCAAGAGGCUUGCUCUGCCUUACCACCCAGACCCUGUCAAUGAAGAGCCAGGGAGAAGAUGGAGCACAUCUGGGGAAGGGCCAGUGCAGCCCACAGCACGUCACCUCCUCCCUGGCCACGGCCACUUCCAGCCAGCCUGCCUCUGGGUUGCCAGGGGAUUCAGUGUCCGCUGUGCCACUUCCAGAAACUGGGACUAGGACUGGGGCCUUGCCUGCAUUGAGAGAGAUUUUUUAAAAAGGGUUUUAUGUGUAUUACCCCAAAUCAUGUGCUUCUUCUGAUCGGUUUUGGUUAUUCCAGAAUUUCUUCAUACCUUUUCCACACCCAAAUUUCACAUGCGUUCAUGGAGAAGACCAUUUGAGGCCAUUUGGUACACACCUCUGGAGGCUGAGUCGGUUCAUGAGGUCUCUUGUCAAAAAUAUUACUCAGUUUGCAAGACUGCUUUAUAACUGUAACAUACACUGUGACUGAAGUUUCUCAAAGUUCAUGUUGUGUGACUGAUCUGAAGUCAGUUGGAAUUUGUAAACAGGGUAGCAAACAAGAUAUUUUUCUUCCAUGUAUACAAUAAUUUUUUUAAAAGUGCAAUUUGCGUUGCAGCAAUCAGUGUUAAAUCAUUUGCAUAAGAUUUAACAACAUUUUUUAUAAUGAAUGUAAACAUUUUAACUUAAUGGUACUUAAAUAAUUUAAAAGAAAAAUGUUAACUUAGACAUUCUUAUGCUUCUUUUACAACUACAUCCCAUUUCUCUAUUUCCAAUUGUUAAAAAUAUUUCAAGAACAAAUCUUCUCUCAGGAAAAUCGCCUUUAUUCAUUUGUUAAGAAUUUUUAUACAAGAACACCAAUAUCCUCCCCUUCAUUUUACUGUGGAAUAUGUGCUGGAAAAAUUACAACAAAACUUUACUACCUAACAGACAACAUUUGUAAAUACUCGAGGCAUCUGUACACACUAUGAAGUUGCUAUAGUGUGACUAACCCACAGGCAGGUUGGUUUACAUUAACUUUUUAAAAAAUGGGAUGUCAUAUGGAAACCUAUUUCACCAGAGUUUUAAAAAUAAAAAGGGUAUUGUUUUGUCUUCUGUA